GCUGCCUUUGGCUUUCAGGUGGCCAUCAAAAGGAUGCCACGGAACCGCAUCCGGCACUGGGGCGAGCUGCCCGACGGCACCAGCGCACCCCUGGAGAUUGUGCUGCUGGACAAGGUGUCCACUGGCUUCCCUGGUGUGGUCCAGCUGCUGGAGUGGCUUGAGCUCCCCAACAACAUCGUGAUGGUGCUGGAGCAGCCGGAGCGGUCUCAGGACCUCCUGCAUUUCAUUCGGGCACGGAGGUUCCUGUCUGAAGAGGUGGCACGGCAGCUGUUCCGCCAGGUGCUGGAGGCCGUGCGGCACUGCACCAGCCGUGGGGUCCUGCACCGUGACAUCAAACCAGAGAACAUUCUGGUUGACUUUGCCCCUGGCCAGGCAAAAUUGAUCAACUUUGGCUGUGGCACCUACCUGCAAGACACAGCCUACACUCACUUUGCAGGAACACUGUCAUACAGCCCCCCGGAAUGGACCCACUUGGGCUGGUACCAUGGCGAGGCAGCAACGAUCUGGUCCCUGGGCAUCCUGCUGCACCAGAUGGUCUGCGGGCAGCACCCUUUUAGGAGGGGCCGGAAGAUCAGCUGGGACCAUCAGCUCUCGCUGCCACAGCGGCUCUCUCCAGAGUGCCAAGAUCUUAUCAGGUGGUGUUUAUCCAUACACUUCUUGGACAGACCUUCAUUAGAAGACCUGUUCUGUGAUCCUCGGAUACAGGAUAUUCACCUGCCAUAGAAAAAGGGAGAGAGCCACAUGCACAUUUUGCUCCAGGGCCCUGGGAAGGAGAAGGAGUCCUUGGAGAAGCUGUACCAGGUGGGGCUGCUGCUGCUGCUGGAGACAGCAACGACAACAUCAAGGAUGACAAC
This is a messenger RNA of Taeniopygia guttata (zebra finch), 854 nucleotides long. The record is from RefSeq and is a predicted model, not a curated record. NCBI's taxonomy places the organism in Eukaryota, Metazoa, Chordata, Aves, Passeriformes, Estrildidae.